UUUUUGUGCCUAAUCUUAAUUUUCAAGUGAAAUACUGUCGACAUACACACAUGUUUUGGCUGGUUUUUUGCCCACCUUUGCAAUCAACAGGAGGAGCACCUCCGCCAGCCAUGUCAACAACUCGUUUAGCCAGGUGACAGAUGCCAAGAAAAAGAAUGUGCAUGAAAAUAAAAAGUAUACGGGGAAAGCAAUUUCACGCGCCUUUGGCUUUUCAUUUGAAACGAAACAUAAUGGAAUUUAGUCGGUUGCGAGGGGCGGCAAAUGAAGUCAAACUAACUGAAACAAACGAAAUGCAAGGAAACUAGCAGGCAAACAAGUGUUUGCAUUCCGUCGCCAAGAAGCGACGACAGACUCCAAAUCAAAACAGGCGGCGGAGUUUGAUCGAUAAAAGUCAAACGGAACGCCCAAAACUUGGGGCUAAUCAGAAACGGUGUGAAUAGUAAGUCGGUAGUUAGUUAGCUGUGGAGUCCUCAACAGAACGGUCGAUCGAUUGCGAUGGAGGAGCUGCAGGAUGCCAGCAUCCAUCACAUGACCGCCAAGGUAAUCGCGGCCAUCAAGAACACAAAGAGCUAUGAGCCCAUCUACAAGGAGCUGCAGAAGUUGGUCUGCAAUCCCAGCGUGGACACCCACGACAUGCGCAACACCCUGGAGGAUGCCAUCAAGAGCGCCGGCUUGGAGACGGAGAUCCGGAACAUUGUCUACAAUCUGGUGCGGAGUCGCUUGGCCAAACCCGAUGACAAGUCCCUGGCGAAUAAGCAGGGAGCGAAACCCACCGUUAGUGAUCCUCUUGGCUAUUUAAAAAGGGCCGGAGUUCUUUGGGAUCGAAGGGUUAGAAAGAGCUUGAAUGCCAUGUGUACAGAGCUGAAGGUUCCACUGCAUGGACAACCGAGGAUCAGUGCCGAUCGAGAGGACUUUAUGGCCAAGUGGAACGAACUGAGCAACUAUAAUAUGGAUCUGGCCAACUAUAGACCGGUUUACGCACCCAAAGAUCUACUGGAGGUGCUACUCUCGCUGAAAGGACCCGCCAAAACCACCGAGAAUACAGAUCAAAUACCACAGUGGGAGUUCUCGCACAUUGCCUUGCCCGUGAAGAACUUGUUUGAGCUACGUGCCCAUUAUGCGGAUCUCCUACGAAGUGAUGGCUACUUGGGAGUGCCCGAUCUCACGGUCCAAUGUCAGCGGAUUCUGGAGGGGAGGCAUGCACCCAUGUGUCAGCAGUUCCUGAAGAAGGGUUGCACCCCGGCACCCUAUAGAGGAGCUCUUUGGGCCUCUGUACUAGACAGCAAGUUGCACGACUAUGACAUUGAUUACUGGCAGAAGCUGCGCAAUGCUGUCUGGACCACCGAUCAUAUCGUAGACAAACUGGUCUUCAAGGAUAUCCAGUUAACUGCCUCCAAUGACGACCAGUACUUUGUGUUCGAGGACGUACUGUACCAGGUGCUGCUCUGCUUCUCCCGAGACACGGACAUCGGUGGCUGUGUGGAGUACGAGACCUUUCCGGUGAAGGGCAAGACGUACGAGGGUCCGCCCUCGGGCGUGGUGCCCUUCCAUGGCAUCUGCAUGUUCGCCGCCCCCUUCUGCUAUCUCUACGACUCGCCGGUGAAUCUGUACUACACAUUUAGGGCCUUCUACAUCCGCUACUGCCAUCGCUUGACCACGAUCAAUACUCAUCCGCAGGGUAUCGUGAGUUUGUGCCUGCUGUUCGAGAAGCUCUUGCAGACCUACGAACCGCAGUUGUGGUCUCAUUUCCGGGAGCUGCAGAUUCAGCCUCUAAGGGUCGUCUUCAAGUGGCUGAUGCGCGCUUUUUCCGGACAUUUACCACCCGACCAACUGCUGGUUCUCUGGGAUCUGAUCCUUGGCUUCGAUAGCCUGGAGAUCCUGCCGCUAUUCGCCAUCAUUAUCCUGAGUUUCAGAAAAGAGAGCAUCAUGCAGGUGGCCUCCUUAGACAGCAUCGAAGCCAUUCUGGCGGAUCUGUCCUCUAUAAAGGUGCUGCCCCUAGUUCAAUUAGCCCUCAGUCGGGACUAA
Messenger RNA from Drosophila takahashii, 2025 nucleotides. RefSeq names its product TBC1 domain family member 19. NCBI's taxonomy places the organism in Eukaryota, Metazoa, Arthropoda, Insecta, Diptera, Drosophilidae. The record is from RefSeq and is a predicted model, not a curated record.